Molecule: messenger RNA, 2342 nt
Organism: Ectocarpus sp. CCAP 1310/34
Lineage: Eukaryota; Phaeophyceae; Ectocarpales; Ectocarpaceae
Source: the annotation of a GenBank genome assembly
GCUGCUGCUGCUGUACUGCCUGCCCUCACGUACUCGUUCACCAUGCCUGAUGACGGCGAAAGGCGACACGAUGAAUGUUGUAAACAGCAGGGAACCGAGGGGUCGAGGUCUCUGCACCCCCAACUGGGCUCGAGGUUGCCGUUUUUCCUUCCCUGGGUUCCCCGACCUGCAGCGGGAGCGGCGGAUGCGAUGCCAACGCCGCCGGUCUUGACUGAGUCUUGCGGCUUCAAGCUCAUUAUGGGCACCGUGGGAGGGGCAGGAAUGGGCUUCGUGUUCGGUUUGUUUCUCGGGGCGAUGGGCGAUAUGCAGCCGUUACAGAUGAUCAACGGACGGGAGGUCCCUCAGGCACCCUUCAGAGAACAGGCGCGACUGGCCUACAAGCAAACCGCGGACCGAUCGCUUAGCAUGGGGAGAAAUUUUGCAUCGUUUUCAGCUAUUUUUAUGGGGUCGGAAUGCGUCAUCGAGAAAAUGCGCGGCAAGACUGACAUGAUGAACUCCGUCUACGCGGGGUGCGCGACAGGGGCGGCCUUCGGCAUGAAGCAAGGCCCGCAGGCGGCAUGUUUCGGCUGCGUGGGGAUGGCCACGUUCUCUGCGCUUAUGGAUAAACUCAUGGGGCACUAGGCACUCUUUGGCAGUAACAUUUUGGUCAGGAUAAGAUGUGACGGAGCGGUCAGGCUGGCCACUGUCGUCAAGAAGCGAGCUCUUCCUGUCGUACAAAUGGGGGCACGACAACGUACUGCAGCGCGAAACAACACUACGAUUAUCGCGUGUUUUCGACGAUCUGCCUGCGCGGAAGGAAGAGCAGGGCUGUCUGUGUCACUGCUGUAGGUGUUCACGAUACAUGUAGAGAAAAAAAAUCUGUGUGAGGUGCAAGCCGGGUUUGUUUGGUUUCGGUUCGGUAGCCCAUGGCGAGCGCAGUGCCGGCUGUUGGAAAAUGCCUUUGCGAGUGCCUGCAGCCUUGCAGUGCACCAUUUGUGCAGGGUACACAAGGUGGCAUCGAUUUUUGUGAGACGAUGACAACGAGAAUGUCCGCCGAACCGGGCCAGCCGUCAUGUACAGUAGUGGGAUACCAUAUUUUCAGGGGUUUGAUUCAUCAGUCACACCGUUGGGGUGCGUAUUGCUCGCUCUCAAGCCUCGACCCUCUUCUUUUUAUCUGCUGCCGCCGACCACUACCUAUAUCUCCAAUCCCACCGGUGGGUAUAGUCUGCAAGUCAAACCAAGCGUCUGGGGAAACACGCCGUGGAAAAGAAAAAAAUCCUCCAUCCUACGUCUCUUAACACAUGACCAGCAAUGAAAUUCUUUGCAAUUCUUAUUCUUUCAAUUUCUGCUGUUCUGGCACAGCGACAGACACAGAAAUUCGUCGGUUGGAUCCUCUCAGCCAAACCAAGCAUCUGGGGAAAAAUGUCGUGGACAAAAAAAUAUUAUCCUCCAUCCUACGUCUCCAACAUAUGACCAGCCUAUGAAUUUUCUUUGCAAAUUUUUGUUUUGCUAGCACAGCGACACAGAAAUUCGUCGGCUGGGUCCUCUCAACCGACACACACCCAUCCACCCACCGACUUUCCCACUUCCUACCAAUAUAUUCCCCGACUCUGAUUCUUCACAGUACCACCCGCGCACAGUAAGCACAGGCUAAACAGUCGUUUGUGAAAUGCUUCCAACAGACGAAAUCCCGCUGCUACAUACUUUGGCCCUGCCAUUGCCUGGCAACCCCCGCUGGAGACAAGGAACCGUCCUCCUGUUUUACGUUCUGCAUGAUACGGCCAAAACCAAACGCCAAAACCGAGCGUCGUUGGUUGCACUGCGACAUGCAAACUAAUGUGAAAAAUACAGCAAGGUAACAGAGAAAGAAAGACAAAAACAGCAGAGAACCAAAGCAAUAACCUCGACUGCCGCGGGCAACAAGCAAAACACACCCGGCAAAAGAAAAUCGAAGCAGCACUAAGCGUGAAGCGCCAUUCCCCCCUACACCACCACCCCCUCCGCCCCGAUGCCCGCAGACCGGAAAUGGUGCCAGUUCCAACUUCAAAACGUUCAGCAGCUCGUCGGUGCCAUCAACUACCUCUCUUGCUCCGUGCCUUCUUCUCUGGACGCCUCUCUACCCUUCCACCCCCAGGUCUCUCACACCACCCGCGCGGAGCUUUUCUGAGGUUAAAUCGAUGGCUUGAGCACCCGCCGCCCACUCCGUGCAGACAAAAACAUAUUGGUGUUAUUCCAUCUCCGUUCUCCUUCGGGUCUCCGUCCUUGCCAAGGAAUUUUCCAUGUGCGGAACGCUUCUUCUGUGGCACUCAGAGCACCUUCACUCUCACCCGACCCGACGUUGCCUCGCCACGCCCCCCACGUCC